AUGACAUAAAGACUUGAUGAAGUGGCAUACAAGCCGCUAUUGUACUGUAACGGCAGCAUCUUUAAAAUUCGAGAAAACAGUAUCUCAUUUAUGUUAUCUCAGCCUCGCAAUCUCAUGGGGUCUCAGAGAUCCACAACAAAACUUAAACGUGGCAGUGGCAUUACCAACAAAACCUCCAAUCGAAACAAGACAAAAAGAGAUAAAAUGCCCACCACUUUAUACGUUUUCCACCGCACACACUGCCAGGCACUACCAGCAGUUUGGUCUUGACUCAUUUGCUUCUGAAACCCAACAACAAUGGCGGAGAUUGAAGAUGAGGAGAAGCAGCAGAUCAAGAGCAUUGGCAUAGUGGUGCCCAACCCAAAACCCAACAAGGGAUUUGCUUCAAAAGUCUUGGACUUGAUAGAGAAUCUGAUUGUGAAGUUAAUGUAUGAUCCUUCUCAGCCUCACCACUAUCUUGCUGGCAACUUCGCUCCUGUUCUUGAUGAAACUCCUCCCACCAACAACCUCCCUGUCAUAGGCUCUCUUCCUGAGUGCUUGAAUGGAGAGUUUGUCAGGGUGGGCCCCAACCCAAAGUUUGCCCCAGUUGCUGGAUAUCACUGGUUUGAUGGAGACGGUAUGGUUCAUGGUAUGCGCAUCAAAGAUGGAAAAGCAACGUACGUCUCCCGCUAUGUUAGGACAUCCCGUCUUAAGCAAGAAGAAUAUUUUGGAGGUGCUAAAUUUAUGAGGAUUGGAGACCUUAAGGGGCUUUUUGGCUUACUCAUGGUUAACAUGCAAAUCCUGAGAGCAAAACUGAAAGUAUUAGAUAUGUCUUAUGGGAAUGGGACAGGUAAUACAGCUCUCAUAUAUCACCAUGGGAAGCUUCUAGCUCUUUCAGAGGCAGAUAAGCCUUAUGUCCUCAAAGUUCUGGAAGAUGGAGAUCUGCAAACAGUUGGCUUACUGGAUUAUGACAAGAGACUGACACAUUCCUUCACUGCUCAUCCAAAGGUUGACCCAUUCACUGGCGAGAUGUUUACAUUUGGCUAUUCACAUACUCCGCCAUAUAUCACUUAUAGAGUUAUUUCCAAGGAUGGUUUCAUGCAUGAUCCUAUACCCAUAACAGUAGCAGACCCCAUCAUGAUGCAUGAUUUUGCAAUUACUGAGAACUAUGCAAUUUUCAUGGAUCUCCCCUUGUACUUCAGACCAAAGGAAAUGGUGAAGGAAAAGAAGCUGAUAUUCACAUUUGAUCCAACAAAAAAAGCUCGCUUUGGUGUACUUCCACGGUAUGCAAAGGAUGAGUUGCUAAUCAGAUGGUUCGAGCUUCCAAAUUGCUUCAUUUUCCAUAAUGCUAAUGCUUGGGAGGAGGAGGAUGAAAUUGUUUUAAUCACAUGCCGCCUUGAGAAUCUAGAUUUAGACAUGGUCAAUGGGCCUGUCAAAGAAAAGCUUGAAAAUUUCAAAAAUGAGCUGUACGAGAUGAGGUUCAAUUUAAAAACUGGUCUAGCAUCCCAGAAGAAACUAUCAGAAUCAGCUGUGGAUUUUCCCAGGGUGAAUGAGAGCUACACUGGCAGGAAGCAGCGUUAUGUGUAUGGAACCUUACUGGACAGCAUUGCAAAGGUGACAGGGGUAGUGAAAUUUGAUCUGCAUGCUGCACCAGAGCUUGGAAAACCAAAAAUUGAGGUUGGAGGAAACGUCCAGGGCCUCUAUGACCUGGGACCUGGCAGAUUUGGUUCUGAGGCUAUUUUUGUCCCUCGUGUUCCUGGAGUUACCUCUGAAGAAGAUGAUGGCUACUUAAUAUUCUUUGUACAUGACGAGAAAACUGGAAAAUCAUCAAUCCAUGUAAUUGAUGCGAAGACAAUGUCAUCUGACCCGGUUGCAGUUGUUGAAUUGCCACACAGAGUUCCAUAUGGUUUCCAUGCCUUCUUCGUCACAGAGGAGCAAUUGCAAGAACAAGCAAAGCUCUAAUUGCUCGAUCAUUGAAAGAACCUGUGCAAGAGAAAGGCAGAGCUGUUUAAAUUGAACCUGUUGUGUAGAUGGUGUGCUUCACAUCUCCACCAAUAAUACAUGUAUACAAAACAUUCCACUGUGUUUAAUUACUUGGACACAAAAUAACGCACAUCAAUGCGGUUAUAUAGUGCCCCCACCGUUUUCCCUUGCAUGACUUGGAAGGCAUUUUUAUUGAGCAAACCUUUCUUAAUAGCAAGGGGUUUGUUUUGUUGCUUUCAAUGCCGAUAACAGCAGCAGAAUUUGUUGUCCAUGCUAAAUCUCACAAAUGAGAUAAGAGAAGUUUGCAAAAGCUGGUUGUGAACAAGAAGAAAAAUUCGACAUAAACUGUUCGAUUUCC
Messenger RNA from Prunus dulcis (almond), 2320 nucleotides. Its product is annotated as carotenoid 9,10(9',10')-cleavage dioxygenase 1. Gene Ontology annotation, biological process: carotene catabolic process. The record is from RefSeq and is a predicted model, not a curated record. Gene Ontology annotation, molecular function: carotenoid dioxygenase activity. Gene Ontology annotation, cellular component: chloroplast stroma. NCBI's taxonomy places the organism in Eukaryota, Viridiplantae, Streptophyta, Magnoliopsida, Rosales, Rosaceae. The transcript is spliced from 14 exons. The coding region runs from base 298 to 1941 and encodes 547 amino acids.